This is a messenger RNA of Miscanthus lutarioriparius, 516 nucleotides long. The record is from the annotation of a GenBank genome assembly. Lineage: Eukaryota; Viridiplantae; Streptophyta; Magnoliopsida; Poales; Poaceae.
AUGGACCGCCUCCUGCUGUCGUCCCGCCCACCGCUCCCCGUCCCGACCCACGCCGCGGCCGCGGCGGGCGCCGACGGCGACCUCCUCGAGCUCGACGUGCUCUGGCCGGCCACCCCGUCCGCGGUAGGCCUCGGCCUCCUCGCCGCGCUCCCGGAGGACGAGGGCAAGAAGAAGAAGCGCGCCGCGGCCGUGGUCGGCGCGGGCGGGGUCGGGGUCGGGGGGCCCGCCCGAUCCGCCGCGCGCCCCGUCCCGGAGACCGCCGCGGCGGCGUCCACGAUGGCGAGGUCGGCGCCGGUGCGGAUACAGUCGGAGUCCGCGCGGAGGAGGAGGUGGGCCCACGCCGUCGCGGGGGCGGGCGGCAGCGCGGAGGACGCCGUGGUCCCCCCGCACGAGAUCGUCGCGCGCCGCGCCGCCGCGCACAGCUCGGUGCUGGAGGGCGCCGGGAGGACGCUUAAGGGCCGCGACCUCCGCCGCGUCCGCAACGCCGUCCUGCGCCGCACUGGCUUCCUCGACUGA